Molecule: messenger RNA, 2143 nt
Organism: Amborella trichopoda
Lineage: Eukaryota; Viridiplantae; Streptophyta; Magnoliopsida; Amborellales; Amborellaceae
Product: triose phosphate/phosphate translocator, chloroplastic
Biological process (GO): transmembrane transport
Cellular component (GO): membrane
Molecular function (GO): transmembrane transporter activity
Source: RefSeq, a predicted model, not a curated record
CAAAAAAAUAAAUACGGUUUGGUUUCGCGAAGAAUCUCUUUCUCUUCUAUGUUCUCUGCAACUCCUCUCUGUAAUCUAAUUCCUCGGUUCUUCUCUUCCAUGAAUUACAGGGAUUUUCACAUGGGUUCCUUUUCUCUCUAAACCUAAUUUAUCUGUUUUUUUUUUCGGAAUUUUUUGGCUCACCAUCGUUGAACACAAAGUUGUCUUCAACUUUUUUUUGGCUCAGUCCUGACCAGAGAGCUUCAUUCUAUCGAUCAUCGGAUUUUUUUUGUUCUUCUAGGAUUUCUUGUUCUUGCCUCUGUUUAUUCUGUUUUCUGCAGUCUGUAUCUUCCUGAAAACUACCCCCUUCGUUUCUGGGUUCCUGGUUUAUUUGAGUUGUUAUUAUUAUUUUUUUAAAUUAUAAAACUUCAGAUUUUUCCUUUGAAACUCUCUAAUUGCAUCUCAUAUUCUUCCGCAACUUGUUCUAUUACCAGUUUUUUUGGCUCCAUUAAUUCUUAGCCUAUUUUUCAUCUUAUUCUUGGUAACUGUACGCUGCUGGUUCAGUUAUGGCUUCUCUCAAUUUGUCAGCUUCACUCCAGCCUUCUCAGUUCAAGCUAUCUUCCGUUUAUAUAGCUUCCAGAAGGCAAUUCCCUAGAGCUCUGAGCUUAAAACCAUAUAGGAUUAGUGAUAUUCGGGAUCUUUCUUUCUCACCUUUGCCGGAACAUCAGAGAACGUACGUACAGUCGAGGUUUCCUUCAAAAACUUGGGGGUGUUCCCUUGAUGGUUCUUGGGGUGUUAGGCGCCAUGAAAAGGAGUAUCAGAUUGUGUGCUUGGCCGCUGCUGCUGCAGAUGCAGAGGAUCACGAAGUUGCUUCUUCUAAAGUGGAAAAUUCUACACAGAAAUCAGCUUUGGUCACUGGCGGCUUUUUCUUCAUGUGGUACUUCUUGAAUGUAAUUUUCAAUAUACUGAACAAGAAGGUUUAUAACUAUUUUCCAUAUCCAUAUUUUGUCUCAGUCGUUCAUCUUAUGGUGGGGGUUGCUUAUUGCCUUGUCUGCUGGUCUGUUGGGCUGCCAAAACGCGCUCCAAUUGAUAAGGAGCUGUUUUUGCUUCUCACUCCUGUGGCGUUUUGUCAUGCAUUGGGACACGUUAUGACGAAUGUCUCAUUUGCCACUGUUGCCGUCUCUUUCACACACACUAUUAAAGCGUUGGAACCUUUCUUCAAUGCUGCUGCUUCUCAGUUUGUUUUGGGUCAUCAGAUCCCCUUUGCCCUUUGGUUAUCAUUGGCUCCUGUUGUUAUUGGUGUAUCUAUGGCUUCUCUUACGGAGCUUUCCUUCAACUGGACUGGGUUCAUUAGUGCAAUGGUUUCAAAUAUUGCAUUCACCUAUAGAAGUAUCUACUCAAAGAAGGCUAUGACUGGCAUGGACAGCACAAAUGUAUACGCUUACAUUUCGAUAAUUGCACUUCUGUUUUGCCUACCUCCUGCCAUAAUUAUUGAGGGGCCCCAACUGGCGCAGCAUGGUUUUGCUGAUGCAAUUGCAAAAGUGGGCCUUUAUAAGUUCCUCUCUGACCUAUUCUGGAUUGGCAUGUUCUAUCAUCUUUAUAACCAGGUCGCUACAAAUACUCUUGAACGAGUUGCGCCCCUCACACAUGCUGUUGGCAACGUGUUAAAGCGAGUGUUUGUGAUAGGAUUCUCCAUUGUGGCAUUUGGGAAUAAGAUCUCUACCCAGACGGGUAUUGGUACAGUGAUUGCAAUUGUAGGUGUCGCGCUCUAUUCUCUCAUUAAGGCAAACAUGGAGGAGCACAAAAAGACUUGAAGAAUUAGGAUCGAGAAUUGGGAGAUUCACAGCUUACUCUGCGUAUUUUGAAUGGGGAACUGUAUGGGGCAGUGAGAGUAGAGGCUCUGGUUUGAAGUUUUGUGAUGAAGAUAUUUGGUUCAAAGCAAUAAAGUAGAAGUCAUGAGAGCUUCUCGCUCAUGUAUUUUCAAGGCCAAAAAAUAUUCUUCAUAGAGAGAGAGAGAGAGAUGAAACAAUGUUGUAAUCAUAUAAUUCGAAUUUGAAUUUUAUGCAAGCAAUGCUAAUGGAGAUCUCACUCUCUCUCUCUUAAAUUUCAAAACAAUUGAUGUAUUUUAUCUUGUGCCUACAUGAGUAAAGUUUUUCUUAUUCAA